GAUCAAACGAUCUUCCUUGAGGCCUUUGUGUUCCUCUUUGCUGCUCAGUAGCAUGCAGCAAUUUCUCAUCCCAACCAUACUGAAUUACUUUUCCCAGCCCUGCUAGUUAGUCAAUUAAAAUAUCUUACUUCUGCCUAUAAGCCUUUCUUGACAAUGACACUCUUUGGUGGCUUGCAUAGCUGUCUGAAAUCCAAGAGACACAGCCAUGAUCCCCCUGCCGUGUGCUAUUCUGAUGAAGUGCGUGCUGCUAGAUGACUGGAAAUGCCUCAUCUGCUGUCCUUUGGAGAUGUGUUCAACUAUUCCCCUGGUUUAUAUAGCCUCAAAGAAAUUUGCUUUCAUGGCAGAACAUGGUUAUUCAUUCUGUUUUAACUGUGCAUAGAGCUAUAAAUAAUGUCUCCUUGCAGAUAAUCUACUGAUUUUUUUUCUACCUUUGGAAAAUUUUCUUCUGACCCCAGCUCCUGAAGGAGACUUUCCCAGCUUUAGCAGUGAAGUUACCAGGUUGACUCUUUCCUGCCAGGCAGCCAUGAACAGUGUCAAUCCCAGGUCAGCUGCUACGUCCAUGCAGCCACCCCUUUUUUGUUCCCGCUUGAGCUGUGGCAAAGAUGAGAAAAGCAGUCAUGAUGUACAGCUGAGAUCACUGAAGUGACAGGAAAACUGAUUGAACCAAUGAUUUCCUCUUCCUCUGACCAGCUGCAGGAUAACAUCUCCUGCAUUACCCCCAGACCAACCUCCCUGCAGUAUGUUCACUUCAAAGAGCAAUAGCCUGAGCCAAUGUCCUGCUGUUUAAUGCCUCCUUUUUCUGCUGCUUAUUCUAGCAUUUUCCUGCUUUCACGUGAGUAACUCUUGCCCUAUACAACGGAGCCCUGACCCAAUGUCCUUAUCAUCCACAAACUGCCCAGAGCUGGAGCACAGCAUGAGCUGGUGAGGUGAGAAGUGAAGGUAUGUCCUCAGAGCCGAUGCUGCUGAGACCCGCAUCUGGCCCAGGCUGCAGCACAGCAGUAAAGUGGCUGCUAUUUUGGUGGCUGAUUUUCUGUGGUGCAGAUAACUUUGCUGUAGGUUUGAAUGCUGAUGUUCUUCUGGGGAAGCAUUGUGAUGGCAGGGGGACUGGGCUGUUGCAGAGUGGAGAUACUUGGAAAUCAUUGAGAGCUAAUAACGUUCUCAAAUGUGAAUAAUUUAGUGUGUUGGGGGUUUUUUUAACAAUGAUUACAAUCUACUCUUUUUGUUGUACAUGUUACUGGUCACCCCCUGUAAAAAUGUGCUGGGAGCUCUUUGUACCACUUACCUGUGGCCCUUUAGCAAAGGUUGUAGGAAAACUCUGAGGCUGUUCUCCUGGGUCAUCAAGAAGUAUUAUGUUCCUUCAUUAGUAAAAAAUAUCCAUAAGAGAGAACAUUAUGUACGUACCAUAUAUAUAAAAUAAUUCAGGUUGGAAGAGCUCUCUAGAGGUCUCUAGACCAACCCCUGCUCAAGGCAAGGUCAAAGUCAAAGUCAGCUCAGGGUCCUCAAGGCCUUCCUUGUUUAGCUAGGUUUUCAAUAUCACUGAGGAAAGACGUGCAUGACCUCUCUGGUUCCUGUGCCACUGCUUGAUCACCCUCAUGGCAAAGAAUAAUUCCUCAUGUUUGGUCACAAUUUAAUCCUUUUGCUAUGCAGCUGUGAGAAGGUUCUGUCUCUGUCUUCUCUACAGCCCCAUCAGGGAGCUGCAGAUAGCAAUGUAGCCAUCUCUUCUCCAGGCCCAGCUCCUUCAGCUUACCCCUAUGCCCUGUGUUCCAGCCCCUGACCAGCCUGGUGGCCUCUACUGUACUCGUUCCCACGUGUUGACAUGUGUCCUUGCAGUGGGACCAAGUACAGUGAAUUCAUUGCAUAAAUAAUGUGAAACCAUGUUAGCCUUCACCUGCAGGGUACAAAGUUCUGCACAUGGUUUUAUUAGUUCAGGAAAACGUUCACUGGCAUUACCUGAAGCAAGUUCUAUUUAAUAAGCUCAUGAAAACAUGGAUAUGUAUUCAUAUUGAUAUGUUUUAGUUGUAUCAGUGACUUUGAACUAAGCAAUAAAGAAAACUGCCUUUGGGCACUAGGUGAGAGGCAGAUCUUCUAUUUGUUCUAUAUCAGUUUCUCCAGGCGUGUGGCUCAGUACAAAUAGUCAUCGGCCACACUGUGGCCAAGAGAAAGACAAAGAUGGAAACUGCAGACUGAAUUUUAUUUAGCAGGGAUUUUGGAGUGAUUAGAGGCAAUUUCACGAUAGAGCUACAACUAAUUAUUGUUAUUUCCCACUUUUACAACAGCUAUUUGUUAAUUAAAUAAUGUGACAAAACCCAGGAAUGUUUGGAAGAGUGUAUUAAAUAAUUUGUCGGUCACUUAUCAGUGUAUUACUUACACUGAGAAGACAUGUAUCUGCUAAGAAAAUUCCCUAACAUCAGUUUUGAUUCUUCCAGAUAAUGUGAAAUAGAUACUGGCAAAAACUGUCAUGGGAAAUGUAAAACAAGGAACUCCUUGGGUAAGCAAGAGAGGAUGUUAUAUGAUGGCCAAAUUCCUCUCUAGUGUCCACCACACAACUCUGGUGUUCAGGACCAUAACAUAUGGUACCCUGAGACGUGGCACUGCCUUUGCUUACUUGCAGAUCUCUGCCCUCGUGCCGGCUUCUGUACACAUGAGGAUUUUCCUUUAGCCAAAUGGUCAUUAGCUUUAUGCUGCAGCUGACUUUGAGGAUUAGAAGACCAUAAUGAAGUGGAUUACAGUACGAGAUCAGUGGCAGGAUUGCAGACCAAAUCCUCUUUCUAGCUGUUCUUCCGGGAGUAGCUAAGAACUGAGCAACCUGUCCUACAGCAUGAGCUUAGCCAGCUGUGGGAUUUUUCCAUGCUGUUAUCAGAGGCAGGAUAAUGUGGAGCUGUAACCUCAGGUGAGGAGGCUGUGGAUGUUCGUUGGCUGCAGGCUGUGCGUGAGUCUGAAACCUGGUGAUUUCUGGGUGUCAUUUUUGCAGCUUCCUAGAGAGGGUACCUGAGUGGCUCAGGGGAGACUGGUGUUCCCCAGUCAGCACUUAAUUGUCAUAGACUUGAGGGUCCCUAGUGUGUAGGUGAGAGAAUGACGGAAUGGAUCUGCUGAACAUCAUGUGGGUGUUGUGGUGGUUGGAGGGAAUCUGGGUUGCUCGAGGCCAGUAAGUGCCAGACCCAGUGCUGAAGCUGGCAGAUGCAGUGGAAUUCUUUCUCUGGUGUAUACAGGUAACACACACCAGCCUUUGGCAAGAAGGUGCUUUCCACCCAUCAGGAGAGGUCAGUCCUGCCUAGAGGACAGCACCAUCCGGGCAGGGAGCAGUCUGGAGCAGCAGCAUGCAGGCACCAGGCAGGAGGUAACCUGUCAAAAGCUGCCUGGAAAGGCUGGCAAGGAUAAGUCACAGAGGUCUCACUGCUGGCUGGAGAAAGCAGUUGCAAAGUUCAUGUUUGACCCAGAAAGAUGUACCUCGCUCUAACUGUGCAGAGGCUAUAUGUCUGAAUUGAUGAAGGCAACAAGCAUGGCAUGUGACAGCAGCCUCAGUGUGCUCCUAUACAUGCUCACAGAAAAGUAUUUGCCUUCGAGAGACACCAUCCACGAGGCACAUUAGGUCAAUAUGUCUUGAAGAUGUACCAGAUCUGUCCAAAAUAUUCAUUCAUGCUCUGUGUAAUUUAUAGAAACAAACCCAGCAGCAUAAUUAUUUUAAUCAUUCUCCUUGUGAAGAAACCCAUCUCUUUUAGGUAAAAAUGUAACCUAUAUAUCCAUGCAGCCAUGCUGCAGCCUUCGUAACAUGUCAGUGCCCAGGUUAGGUGAUUCCAUGCACUAUACAAUUUAUAAUUUAAGGAUCAAAGUAUACCUGUUAGACCACUGUGAUGUAUUAGACACCAACUCAAUUGCUUGGAUUAACUUUCAAUGGUUUCAGCUGAAUUUCAUUCGAUUGAUGGGUGGUGCCUUGUUUGUUCAAGGGAGCACCUGUAAAACAUCUUUUGCUCUGCAGCUGCCAUGGUGCUGAAGUCAAUCCUGAGCAGAACGCUUAGCUCCCAUGACCAAAUGAACCCAGGUAUGCUUGCCAUUUCAGACCUGUGAAAGGGAUCGUGGUGAGAAACUUACAUUAAAGGCAGAACCCACUCCUGCAAAAUUACACCUACUAAAACAGGAGAGGUCCAGACCUCCUCCUGGGAAGGAGCAAUUUGGAGGUAGCUUAAAGGCUGGAGGUGUAAGACAGACAGGAAAAUUGGGACAGGCUUUAUGUUUUAAGUGUCAUUUUCUAAAAUAUCUGUAGGGCAAAAGGACCUACUGUACUUUCAACCAUAGUUGGUGCUAUGUAAAUAGGUUCCAAAACCUUCAGUGUCUUUUGUUCUUAAGAUGGCUUAGUGGAACACUUUGAAUUGGUCAGUGUGUUUAACUGUGACUAGGUCUGUAAAUAAGUGCUCCCUGCUGAUGAGGUUCAAGUGACAUUUUUAGUGGUAUUUGACAGAAUUUAACCUGCUUUCAAGUCUUCUACUGAGUGCUUCUAUAUCCAGGCAGUGAAACUGUCAAGAAGCCCUUUCUUUUAUCAAACUAAUGCUUAAAUACCAUUACCUUCACAGGUUAGACACAGUCCUGCCAGACUCACCUGGCAAAGCUUGACCAGUUCUGCUGAUGGCAACGCCACACCUGACCCAUGUUUAUACCUAGUGGUGAAUACCUGGGAAUGCGGAAAAAACCCCACCCAAACCCAGAAAGGAAAGCAGAGACUCUUAGCCAGAUCUGCAAACAGGGUAGUACUGCAUGCUCUGCCUAAGCUGGUCCCUGAUAGGAGAUGUUGCUCUGCGGAGAUUAAUAAAGGAUCUGCUUUUUACUGCCCUCAAUAUUUUGUGCUCCUUACAUUUCUAUGAGAAUCCUUAAGAGGUUUCUUUUGUGUCUAAAAGGCUGUUUGUUUGGUUUUGACCACUGAUAACUUGUGACACUUGUCUCAAGCUAUUAACCAGAUGUCCAGCCAAAAUCAAUUGCUUUGCAGACACAGACCAUUACCUGAAAGUCAAGACCUCAAUAAAUAUUACCAGCUUCAUUGUACCAGUGACAGAUUCUGCUGGUUGUUUUACGUUACAGUUGAACAGUUUAGACACUGCAUUUGUAUAUAUUUGUAGUCAGCCUUGGAGAGACCAUCUUAUGAGCAGAGCAGGAGCAGGCAGCCUGCAGACUUCCACCAUGAUCAUGGCAGGCGUUUUCAUGCUCUUCUCCUUUGUGCUUUGCUGCUUCCCAGAUGCUGCCUUUGGGGUUGAGGUGGACUGCAGUUCGUAUUCCAAAACUACAAAUGAGGAAGGCAAAGAGGCGUUGGUCUGCACCAAGAUCCUCAGCCCCAUCUGUGGUACCGAUGGAGUCACCUACAGUAAUGAGUGCCUGCUCUGUGCCUACAACAUAGAAUAUGGAACCAAUAUUACCAAAGACCACGAUGGAGAAUGCAAGGAAGUUGUCCCUGAGGACUGCAGUAGAUAUCCCAACACGAAAAAUGAGGACGGCAAAGUGGUGUUGCUCUGCGACAAAGACCUCAGCCCUGUCUGUGGUACCAACGGGGUCACCUACGACAAUGAGUGCCUGCUGUGUGCCCGUAACCUAGAGCCUGGAACCAGUGUUGGCAAGAAGUAUGAUGGUGAAUGUAAGAAGGAAAUUGCUACAGUUGACUGCAGUGACUACCCUAAACCUGUCUGCUCGCUUGAGUACAUGCCUCUCUGUGGCUCUGACAGCAAAACAUACAGCAAUAAGUGUAACUUCUGCAAUGCAGUCGUGGACAGCAACGGGACUCUCACUUUAAGCCAUUUUGGAAAAUGCUGAGUAUUGGUGCUGAGAGAAUUCACCACAGGAUCCCCACUGGCAAACCCCAGCUAAAGAUCUCACCUCAGUUCAUCUCACCCUCUGGGGAACUCAGCUCACUCCUGAUUUUCUUUCUCAAUAAACUAAAUCAGCAACA
This is a messenger RNA of Phalacrocorax carbo (great cormorant), 5929 nucleotides long. Lineage: Eukaryota; Metazoa; Chordata; Aves; Suliformes; Phalacrocoracidae. The record is from RefSeq and is a predicted model, not a curated record.